UUGAGCCGUCAGAUACACAAUCACACACAGUAAAUAAUAGUCACACUGAUUUCAAAUGAAACAGCGGCCUCGGCUCUACCGAUAUUACCGGAUUUUUUCGUGUUUUCCUCAACGUCUCGCCGAGAUUUUCCCCAGCGGUAUUAAAGUGCACGGAGGAGGCGGUUGUCCCUCCAUUAACCGGUAGUAAUGCGGAGUGUAGCCAGCGCUGGCUUCAGCUAAGCCCAUUCGACAAUGUCACAUAAACACCAUCAUCACUAGCAGCGCCACGAGAGCUUCACUGGAAUAAUUUUUUGUCCAAAUGCUAUCGAAGACGGACGGGUGAAAACCGGUAUAUUUAAACGUCAGCUCUUUUUGUCCAUUCAGUCCAUCCAUCCCGUUGAAAAGGUCAUGAAAGCCCCCUCUUCCUAGUGUCACUGACCCCUGAUGACCCACUGAUCUUUGACGUGUGUUCCUGUCAUCUUCAACCCUCUCCUGCUAUGCAGCCAUGAGCUCUGCGCUAUGGAGCCAGGAGAAGUCAGCAGGCAGCUUCCGGGACGACUGGCGCUUCUACAUUGUUGUAAAGGAGUGCACUGUGGAAAAGCCAGGCCAGAAGACUCUGCGCAUCCCUCGUGGCAGCCUCGGCCAGGCCUGCCAGGAGCGCAACAGCCUUGGUCGCACAAUCCCGCCCAGCAAGGGUAAGCGCAGCCUACGCAUCCUGGACCAGACUAAUGUGGUGGUUAGCGUGGAUGAACGGGACGUUAUGGAGCUUGAGGAGAAGCUGGCAGAGCUGCUGUUCCCCAUCACCAACUGUGAAGAGCGCUACAGCCUGCUGUGCAACAGAGCACGUCUGGACAGGGCCCGCGACAUCAACUGCGGAUCAAAAGUUCGAGUGCAGUUGAGGUUCGGCGACCAGCCCCUUCCAGGCGUGGUCCGCUUUAAAGGAGCUUUGCUGCCCGACAGAGCACUGAGUGGUAUCUGGUUUGGUGUUGAAUUGCUGGAGGAGGGCAGAGGUCAAGGUUUCACCGAGGGCUCUUAUCAGGGUCAGCAGCUGUUUCGUUGUGAAGAUGAAUGCGGUGUCUUUGUUGCACUGGAUAAACUUGAGCUCUGGGAAGAUGAUGAGCUGGAGGUAGAUCGUGUGACGCUAGAGGAUAAUGACCCGGAAGUGGAAAGCGAAGGACCGCCACUGGAGAUCAACUCUCGUGUGUUGGUGCAGACGCGGGAAGGCCCAGAACGGGGCACUGUUAUUUUCUGUGACUUACUCCCUGGCAACGAGAGUCUUGGAUACUACGUUGGUGUUGAUAUGGACAAUCCCAUUGGAGACUGGGAUGGGAUCAUCGACGGCAAACAGCUGUGUAAUUUUGCUAGUCUUGAACACACCCGUCUCGUCCCCAUCUGUGAUGUGAUGCCAGAAUACUCCAUGCAGGAUCAGAGGCUGCCCAAAGUCUUUGCCUGCAGGGGCGGCAGUGACAAACCUGGCAGCCAGAGCAAACCAAAGAGUAAAGGGUUAGGCCUGCAGCCUGGCAGCAGGAGCAAGUCUGAGUUUUAUUAUACGCUAAAUGGCAGUUCGGUUGAUCACCCUGCCCAGUCCAAAGCCAAAAGCACAUGGUACAUAGAUGAAGUCGGCGAGGACCCGGCCAAAUCCCUGACGGACACCCCCCCAGACUUCAACCCAAGCUCGUCCCCUUCUCGAGCUCCGCCCAUACCCUCCUCACUGUCCAAUGAUAACAAGUUCCACUCCCUGCCCUUUAGCUUGAGCCACAAAGUUGGCCCCAGUGGGAGCAUGAGCCACGGCCCUCUCUCCCUGUCCGCUGGCUCAGUGAUGGGGGAGCAGCAAGAGGUCCUGCCACCUGCUACCACUCCUGUCCAGAGGCCUCCGUCGCCAACACAAAGCCAGCCAGGGUUAGAGGUCGGGUCAUUGGUGGAGGUUAAAGAGAACCCACCGCUGUGUGGGGUCAUCCGCUGGGUUGGUCUACCUCCAGGACUUCAAGAGCCGCUAGCUGGGCUAGAGCUGGAGGAGGAGUGUGUGGGCUGCACUGAUGGAACGUUUAAAGGGAUUCGUUAUUUUACGUGUCCACCAAAGAAAGCUCUGUUUGUCAAACUGAAGUGCUGCAGGCCUGACUCACGAUUUCCAUCCUUACAUCAUUCACCCAACCCCAUAGAACGAUGCAACUCCAUAGUCAGUCUUUUCUCCUUUAGUUCUGUGUUGGAUACGGUGCUCCUGAGACCAAGAUCUAAGACUGAUGUAGAAUAUUACAAAGAGACACAAGACUUACUGCGCACAGAAAUAGUCAACCCACUGCGAAUACAUGGCUACGUGUGCGCCACUAAAAUCAUGAAACUUAGGAGGAUAUUGGAGAAAGUGGAGGCAGCGUCAGGAUUCACUUCAGAAGAGAAAGAUCCUGAGGAGUUCCUCAAUAUCCUGUUUCAUCACAUCCUGAGAGUCGACCCUCUUCUCAAGCUUCGGUCUGCAGGACAGAAGGUUCAGGACUGUUACUUCUAUCAAAUCUUUAUGGAUAAGAAAGAUAAAGUGCUGGUGCCAACCAGCCAGCAACUUCUGGAGUGGUCCUUCAUCAACAGUGAUCUCAAAUUUGCAGAGGCCCCUUCUUGCCUUAUAAUUCAAAUGCCUCGCUUUGGGAAGGACUUUAAGAUGUUUAAUAAGAUCUUCCCUUCUCUGGAGCUUGACAUCACCGAUCUAUUAGAUGACACUCCUAGAGAAUGUCGAAUUUGUGGUGGCUUAGCUCUUUACGAAUGCAGAGAGUGCUAUGAAGAUUGUGACAUCACGCCAGGAAAGAUCAAGCAGUACUGCGAGAAGUGCAAUACACAGGUACAUCUGCACCCACGACGUAAGUCUCAUCGGUAUGUUAAGUUAUCUGUCCCUAAAGAGCUACAUGAGUCAGUUUGGAGACAGGGAUCUUACCCUCACCAGCAGAUGGAGCUGUUUGCUGUGCUCUGCAUUGAGACAAGCCACUAUGUCGCCUUUGUCAAAUACGGAUCCGCAGACUCGGCCUGGCUAUUCUUCGAUAGUAUGGCUGACCGUGAUGGUGGUCAGAACGGGUUUAACAUCCCACAGGUUUCCCCAUGCCCUGAAGUAGGGGCCUACCUGAAGAUGACCCCGGAGGAACUCCACGCACUGGACCCCAAGAACAUCCAGGGCUAUGCACGCAGACUUCUCUGUGACGCCUAUAUGUGCAUGUACCAGAGUCCCACCAUGAGCCUCUAUAAAUAGAGAAGGAGGAAUAAAGAAGAUGGAAAGGUAGGAAAGCGAAUGGCAGAGAGAUGAGGGAACAAGGGAACAGAGGAAAGGGGCUGUAGUGAAGAGAGAAUGAGGAAGAAAAGAAAGAAGAAAAGUGCCCAAGAAGACGCACUUGAGAUUGAAUAUCCCACAUCCAGUUACCUCAUCCUCUCUUCUGCAUCUCUCUGUACAUACUGCAGGGUAAAUACGGUCAUGAGAGUGAAGGCAAGAUCAAGAGAACGAACAAAAAAGCCUAUUUGCACUGUGUGAGAGCAUAUGUGUUUGUGUGUGUUUGUUGAAGUGUUGUUGUUGUUUUCUCUGAUUUGUGCCGUCUUUGGCUCAGCUCAAACUCUUGAGUGUUCAGAGCGGUGUUUUGCACGGAGAGAAUUCGCAAUCUUUCCAGCCCUCAGGUGUUUCGCAGACGCUCACUCACCUGAUGGCUUCACAUUCGCUACGUACCGCCAGAACUGACCCCUCCAAACAGCAACACAUUCUACCCCUGUUAAUGAAACCUUGGAUGAAUGUCCAAAACAGGAUGUUUCUGUUCUGUCUGAAUGCCUCCACUCAUCACCAACCCAUUUUAAUGCACUGCAGUGUCCAGCAUUAAUUAUAGUUCAGACGCACUGUGUGUAGUCCCUGUUUUUGCCUUUGUAUUUUGCUGUGAAGUCUUUGUCUGGUGUGUUCACAUACAGCAGAGCCCUUGACUGCCAUGCACGGGUUCCAGAUCAAGACAGAAGAAUGAGAUGAUUAAGCACAGGUUUUUUUUUUUUUGACAUGAAGAAUUAUAUAAUUGAGCAUUUUCUUGUUAAAAUAGGAAUUAUUUAAUUUUAUUAUAAUUUUUUUUUUUUUUAAAUUGCAAAAAAAUACUAGCAACUCCCCAGGCCAUGCUCUCAAAGUCAUAAAUUAGCUGUAAAUUACUUCCUAUAGAUACAAGCCAAUUUUUGCAAGUAUUAUGAUAAUAUUAUGAUAUUCCAAAGGUUACUGCUUUGCAGUCAAGGUCGUGUUCAUGUUAUAAAAAACUGAUUCUAGUUCCUGUUUGUAUAUGACAUGCUCUGGUUUGAGUGUUCACGGCUGAGGCUGAAUGGACAAGAGCUGUUUUAUGCUAAACUGCAGUGCUGAUGGCUAAUUUGCAGAAACACUGUUCAUCGAGAUACUGGUUUGAUGUACUGUGCACAUUUUUGCUAUGGGUUAUCGGAUUGUUUACACAUCCUGGUUUAAACUAAAGAGUUAUGAAAAUAAACUUGCAUUGGGAUCGUUUUGUAAUCUCUGCUGAUGUAACUGUACACUAUGGGAGAGAUUCUUCGUGAGCGACUGUAAUGGGAGAAAGAAUGACGACUGGUGUACUUGUGUAAAAUGAAGCCAGGUGGACUUUAUUAUAUCUGUGCUGUUCUCUUAAAUGUUAACUAAAUUAAAACGCCAUUUUGAAAACA
Sinocyclocheilus anshuiensis is the source of this 4641-nucleotide messenger RNA. RefSeq names its product ubiquitin carboxyl-terminal hydrolase CYLD-like. The transcript has 16 exons. The coding region runs from base 485 to 3205 and encodes 906 amino acids. NCBI's taxonomy places the organism in Eukaryota, Metazoa, Chordata, Actinopteri, Cypriniformes, Cyprinidae. The record is from RefSeq and is a predicted model, not a curated record.